Eufriesea mexicana is the source of this 2154-nucleotide messenger RNA. RefSeq lists its product as uncharacterized. Gene Ontology annotation, biological process: outer dynein arm assembly; cilium movement. Gene Ontology annotation, cellular component: outer dynein arm. The record is from RefSeq and is a predicted model, not a curated record. Gene Ontology annotation, molecular function: dynein light chain binding; dynein heavy chain binding. Lineage: Eukaryota; Metazoa; Arthropoda; Insecta; Hymenoptera; Apidae.
AGACAAUCCCAACAAGCCUUACAUGGGUCUGGAGCCCCGUACGCCGUGCGUGUGUUGUGAAUUUAAUCCCCGGGAUCCUUCCGUCCUUGUCAGCGGUCUUAUGACAGGCCAAGUCUGCAACUGGGAUAUCAGGACCGGCAAUAGACCCGUGCAGAGCUCCCAUCUGCAAUUCAGUCACAGAGAAUCUGCGAACGCAGUGAAAUGGGUACCCACGAAGAGCAACUCGGAAUUUUUCUCUCUUCCACCGACGGCUGUGCCAUGUGGUGGGACACUCGAUGGCUUCGGGAGCCGACCGAGAUCCUCAUGUUCGACCUCGAGUACCCAAACGAUCCGGACAUGGACAGGUCUAUCGGUGUUUCCUGCGUGAAUUUCGGCCCCAUGGUCGGCACCAAUUUUAUGUUCGGCCUGGAGAACGGCCAGGUCUUGACAGGGUCCAGGAAGAUGAGGACGAACUCGGAGAAGCUGGCGGUUCGAUUCGAGACACACUUUGGAUCAGUUAGAUCCGUUGAUCGGAAUAUCUUCAAUCCAUCUAUAUUCCUGACAGUAGGAGACUGGAGAGCUCGAAUCUGGGCCGAAGACACCAGGGAAGGAAGCCUGGUUUCCACGCCCUUCUUGAUGGAAUAUCCAACGAGUGGAUGUUGGAACCAGGUAAGACACUCCGUCUUUUACGUGACUACUGCACUCGGACGGCUGCUGGUCUGGGAUAUUCUUCAGACACUUCGUCAGCCAGUGUUCACGUUGCAGCUGUGCGAAGAGAAGCUCACCUCUCUCGCUCCUUGCGAAGAGGGUGCUGCUGUGGCCAUAGGCACCUACGGAGGCAAGGUAUAUCUCGUCGAACCGACGGAUUCCUUUCAGUCGUUCGACAGAAAGGACAGAAGUUUCCUUUCGGAGUAUUUAGAAAGAUCCUCGAAAUUAACGAAGGCGGUGGAUCUGCGAUUGAGGGAAAUCAAACUGACGCACAAGAUCACGGGUAAAGAUGAAAGCGAAGAACCGUCGAAGGAGAAAGCUAGGGUAACGAGGAGGGACCCGAGCAAAAUAAAAAUGAAGGGACAGGAUUCGAAGUUAAAAGACCGGGACAGGAUGCCGAAGGAGAAGAAAAGGGUGCGCGAGGAUGAUCCAGAAAUUUUGGAUGCCGAAGCGAAAUACUUCGAAGCUGUACAGAAGGAGUUGGAGAAGUAUGCCAGGGAUGAUCCAGUUGUCAUCCCAAUGGCGUCUCCAGCGCCGAGGAAAUCCGACAAGAAGCGAAGACAGUCGCAAGCAGCGUCGGUGUACGAGGGCGAGAAAGCGGAGAAAGUCGCGAAGAAAUCCGCGGCGAAGGAGGAAAUGAGGAGCAGGAAGUCAGUGAGACGAAUCUCGGAGACGAAGAAGCAGUUGUCCUUACAGGAAAUAGCCACUCAACGAUCGAAGCAAUCGAUGAGAGACCUCAGAGACACGGUGGCUGUCAGCUCGAAGAAGCCGAAGACGAGGAAGAAGCGUAGGAAGAAGAAACGUAAGGAGAUCAGGUUCGUGCUACCUGUGCCUUGCAAGGGGGAGAUUUGCAGGCCGAAAGUCUGCUGCUGGAGGUCAGGCGGAAGAGAAAGGUGGAGAGAGAGAUCGUCGAUUGUCAGAAGAUCGAGCAUGAAAGAUGGCUCUACGGCUUCUAUCAAGUCGGCCACGAGUGAUUGGAAGUUUGACAAGAAGGCGAGGCGUCUGCUGGAGGAAAUGCGGAAACCGCCUACGGAGCUGACAGAAGACGCUGCCAGGGCCAAGGCAGAGAUCAAGAUUGCGGCGACCAUGCCUAGAGGGACGAAGAAGAGAAGACACGUCGUUCGAUGGUCUACCGAUAUCAGAAAAUUACGGCCUCUGAAAGCAAGAGGAAAAAUCGGUCCUAUAUACGAGGGACCAGGAAAAUUCGAAGGAAAAGAAGAAGAAGAAGAAGACUCGAGGACGCAAAUAGCGUCGUUGAUGAAAAGGCCAGGAAGACGAAGAAUCGCAUUGGAUCCUUGCAGUCCUCCACAGGCAAAAGGAGUUGUAGAAUUAUACACUGCUAUCCUUGGUGUGUCACCUCCUGAAGAGAUCGAGGAGAGAAUCGUGGGCAGACAUUAUUUGGAGGCGUAUCAGCGUAUUCGCAAGAGAAUUUUUCCACGAAUUUCAGAAUAUGGCUAUAUUGAGUGA